Messenger RNA from Lonchura striata (white-rumped munia), 878 nucleotides. RefSeq names its product methyltransferase 23, arginine (gene METTL23). Lineage: Eukaryota; Metazoa; Chordata; Aves; Passeriformes; Estrildidae. Gene Ontology annotation, cellular component: nucleus; cytoplasm. The record is from RefSeq and is a predicted model, not a curated record.
AUGGCCUCCCGCCAAUACGUGUCUGGCGGCGAUUGGCCCGCGGCGGAGCCGCGGCGGCCGUGGGCGCGGCGGUACCGCUUCGAGGAGGGGCCGGCGGCGCUGGUCGUGGACGUGCUCGAGGUGCUGGACUCGCAGUACGGCCUGUACGUGUGGCCCUGCGCCGUGGUCCUGGCCCAGUACCUGUGGGCGCACAGGCGUAGCCUGCCCGGCAAGCGAGUGCUGGAGAUCGGUGCCGGUGUGAGUCUCCCCGGCGUGGUGGCCGCCAGGUGCGGUGCCCAGGUGAUCCUGUCGGACAGCGAGGAGCUGACCCAGUGCCUGCAGAGCUGCCGCAGCAGCUGCCUCCUGAACUGCCUGCCCUGCGUGCCCGUCCUCGGCCUCAGCUGGGGCCGCGUGUCGCCACAGCUGCUCUCUCUGGCACCCAUAGACAUUAUUUUAGGCUCAGAUGUCUUUUUUGACCCCAAAGACUUUGAAGAUAUUGUAACUACAAUUUACUUCUUGUUGGAGAAGAACCCACAUGCUCAAUUCUGGACAACUUACCAAGUCCGGAGUGCUGACUGGUCUAUCGAGGCUCUGCUCUACAAAUGGAACCUGAAGAGUAUCCACGUUCCCCUGCAUUCCUUUGGGGCAGACAAAGAGCACUUGGCCAGCUCCUCUAUGCCAGGAAGACACACAAUUGAAAUGAUGAUCAUCUCACUAGCACAGUCAGAGGGCACUUCACUUUAUUCCACUUUAGAUUUCAGUACAAGGUGAUACUCAGCUGUUCACUGUAGCACAGAGCUGCAGAGAACAGUCCUGGUUACAGCAAACCUCACGGAUAUUUUGAGGAAGCAGCAAUUCUUGAAACAUGCAUUGUAAAAAUAAAGCUGUUUAGUUUUCCA